Messenger RNA from Folsomia candida, 3223 nucleotides. RefSeq names its product protein yippee-like 2 (gene Ypel). The transcript has 5 exons. NCBI's taxonomy places the organism in Eukaryota, Metazoa, Arthropoda, Collembola, Entomobryomorpha, Isotomidae. Bases 610 to 1023 code for a protein of 137 amino acids. The record is from RefSeq and is a predicted model, not a curated record.
AAAGCGUUGAAAAUAAGUGCAUAUCCGCCCCCUGCUCAUUACCUUUGCCUCCUCGCAGAUGAAUAGACAGCUAAACGAACUAACUAACAAACAACAAAUUACGAAAUUGUACAAAGAGAGAACCUAGUUUCAAAAUAAAUUUGAUGAAAACAUUCAUACAAACGCGUCACACUUUUCCGGAGAAAGGAAUAAAUUGCGUCGUAGAAAAGAAAGCUCUGUGCAUACGUUGAACGAGUGAAAGGCGUAUUAAAUUUCAAAACAUGUCAGUUAAUUGAAUCCUGAUUGAAUUCUGAUUUUGUUAUUUAUUAUUAUGUAUCAGGUUACUAGACGAGCUGCUGCUGGAGGGAGAAGCCUCUCGCCACUGUUCCGACUGAAGGGAGAAAGUCACCCGAAAUUUCUACUUGCACUUUCAUCACCAUCCUCGUCGUCGCAUUAUCUCUCGACUACUCCACUCCCAACGGCCACCAGAACUCCGUACGUACGUGCAUAGCUCCUCUCUGCGUCGCAUUUUCCGUGUGGGGAAAGGAUUUCAAAGAAUUUUGUUGAUCCUGCUCCGUCAAACGCACUGGCUUGAUCUACCCGUGCAAGGAAAGAACGAGUGCUGCAAGGAUGGCUGCUGUGGGUCGGAUUCGUCACCCCUCGACGGGUGAGCAUCACGCCUUCACUGCGAAUGGCACCAUGGUCAAGACGUUUCAAGCCUAUCUCGCAAAUUGUCACAGAUUCUACUCGUGUGUCCAUUGCCGGGCUCAUCUCGCAAAUCAUGAUGAACUCAUUUCAAAGUCAUUUCAAGGGAGUCAAGGACGGGCGUACCUCUUCAAUUCUGUGGUGAACGUGGGCUGUGGUCCCGCCGAGGAACGCGUCCUUCUCACCGGACUUCACGCCGUGGCUGAUAUCUAUUGUGAAUGCUGUCGUACCACGCUGGGUUGGAAAUAUGAGCAUGCCUUUGAAUCUAGUCAAAAGUACAAAGAAGGAAAGUACAUCAUCGAAUUAGCCCACAUGGUGAAGGAGAAUCAGUGGGAUUGAGACAGAGCCGCCAGGGUCAACCAAAUCUUCGGCUUGACGACGCAAUUGUACAACACCACUCCACCGACGACAUCACCCCUGCAGGACUGUGAUCCUCUUCUCUACGACCCUUGGGUCAUUCCUGACGAACCCGUCGUGAUGAUCAACAUUGUACAAGUUCCGAACCAGCAAGACGUCAUCGAAGCGAGGUGUCCAUCUCUCCUCUCCUGUCUCACACUCUUCCAUCGCCUCGUCUCUUUCAUAUGGCAGAGUGUUUGGCGGUGACCCUGGCGCCCCAGAUUCACCGAGUCUCGUCGUCCCUUCUCCUCCUCCUGUUCCCCCCUCUACGUUAUGCUACCUUUGAUCUACUACUACUCAAUAUCUGUCCACUACUACUACUAUUACUACUAUUCAUGAUAUGUACUUUUAUACGCGUCCAAUCAGUCCAACAGGAAAGACGUGUCUCUCGAUCUCUUCAACAGCAACAACUACACACCAAUUCAGAUUGGCUCCAGCUCAUACAACAAAACUACAAAGAAAUGAAACCAAAACCUCUCUGUGACUCUCAGGAGUAUCAAAACUUCAAAACUGCAGACCAGAAAGAAAACAGUGAAACCGUACGCGCGUUGUUAUAUAAUAUAUAAAACUUAGCUAACUAAGAUUACACAUACUUGCAUAUGUUUACUUGUAGCGGAAUCAAGAUCAUUUUUAAGGAAACUCAUUGUUAUUGCAUUUAUAAGCUUAAAAAUACAUAUAUCUAUCUACGUUGUUAAAUUAUAUGUAGGUAAAUCGCUGGCGAAUGUGUUAUUAGUGGUGAAUGACUAUAAAUAUGUAACAUGACGAGGUACGAAUGCAUGUAAAUUAACUUAAGACGUGCAUACAUACAUAAAGAAAGAGUAGAUGAAUCUUAUGCGGCAUGGAUUGAAUCAUUCGGAUCGUUAUACUACGUAAAAAAAUGUUUAAACUAAUUUAUUUACCAAGUAAAAAAACCAUUGUCGUGCGUGAAAAUGUGGUAGUCUUUCGAUCAAGGGAAAAAUGUGUACAAAAUGUAGAACAACGGUGUAAACAGCGAUAAUGCUAAGAAAGCAAAACAGAUUUUAUGCAUCACUUAUGAAGUAAUUGAUGAUUUUAGCGGCUCUGUUUUAAAAAAAGAAACGAACAAUUAAUCAAUCCCCACUAUUGGUGCUCAGUUACCCAAAUUUGAAACUAACUAUUUAACCAUAGAAUGAUCGACUCCUCCAUUGUCCAGCCAAAAAAUGUUAACAAUUCUUGAAAAAUGUUUAUCGAAAUCGAAAUCCACACAGUGCUGUUGCUGCAUGAAAAUAUAAAAUAUGAAGCCGUGAACUACAAUCCUGUGAGAAACAAAGCCCCACUCUCUGUGAUACAAAAUGUCUGACUGAAAAAAGAGGAAGAAAACCAAGAAAAAAAAUGUCGCCGUCGCCACCGUCGUCGCCGCCGCCGAAUCGAAUCGAAUCUAUGAUAUAAAUCUUUUCGUGACCAUUUUUUCUCGUCGUCUCCUCAUCCUCUCCUGAUGCGCAUCAUCAUCAUCAUCACUACAUUAUAUACAUAAAUACAUCAAUUAUUAUAUCGCUGUUAAAAAUAAGAACCCCGCAACAAAGAAUCGUUAAACUUCGUUAUUAAAUAGAUACGAUAUCCGAGAUAUACUAAUAUUAUAAAGUUAAUCACGUUUUUAGAAAUAUAUAUUGUAACAUUUUAAUUCAAUCAUCCACGUUGAGAUGAUUUUUUGUCGUGCUAAGAAUUGCGUACAUACUUUUAAUCCAACCUUUUUCUCUUGAAUUCAUUAACAACAACCAGUUUUUAAUACUUUUAAAUUGUUUUACCCCGACUAAAAAUAGCUUAAAAAGUCAUCCAUCAAGCUGCUAUACAGAAGUAGUUACUGAGAAAAUUUGCACGUCUAAUUACUCUAUAAACUAAGCUCGACGAAGAAUUUUUUGCAUGGAGUCCGUUACUUAUGUAAAAAAAAAGAGAACGUAAUUAUGUAUUCGAUACUUUGGAUGGAUGGAUGAAUGUGCAUGUGUCCUCAUCGCCAGUUAAAUAUUUAGCAUGGAUAUUUAAUUAUAUUUAAUUGUUUUAUAAUACUUUUUUUACCAGUAUCGAUUAUAUUAAAGAGAAAGAGAUCGGUGUAAAUUUGUACGGAUUUAUCAUUUAAGUUGCGCUUAUCGUUUAAAUAAAAUGUUCACGCUGCUUCGCUAUACAUAAA